This is a messenger RNA of Drosophila persimilis, 3678 nucleotides long. RefSeq names its product centrosomal protein of 131 kDa (gene dila). Gene Ontology annotation, biological process: regulation of centrosome duplication; cilium assembly; intraciliary transport involved in cilium assembly. Gene Ontology annotation, cellular component: centriolar satellite. NCBI's taxonomy places the organism in Eukaryota, Metazoa, Arthropoda, Insecta, Diptera, Drosophilidae. The transcript has 9 exons. The record is from RefSeq and is a predicted model, not a curated record. Bases 30 to 3596 code for a protein of 1188 amino acids.
GAUUUCUGAUUACUAAUUUGCAAGCGAUUAUGGAUCUAUGUCUUCAGGGCUCGCAGAUAAACCUCGCCACACGACAGAAAUCGAAACCGAAGUACAACAGUCGCUCGUUGACGACUCUCCACAAUCCGAGCCCGCACUUUCGGCCCCGCUCGGCAAACUUCCUGCAGCAACGCAGUCGCUCCUCGCCCUUCCUGGGACGACCACAGUCCGCGGACCCGAAGUUCGGACAACGGCUGAGCGUCUACUUCAACGAUAAGGAGCUCAAGUCCCACAGCAAGCGCCAGGUGUCUUCCAACGACUUGCUUAAGUCCCUGCUGGGGGAGCCCAUCAAACGGAGCUGGUUGUGCCGCAGCGCCAGCGCGUGCAACUCUUCAGAGUCGGACUUCUCCUCGCAAAAGCGCACUCCGGACAGCAGCGAGGGAGAGCAGCAGCUGGAGCGCUUCCUGGUGACUAUGCCCGUCGGGGAUAAGAACAAGUCCUUUGGUACCAACUGGACGGGCCAGAGCCAGGGCCAGGGUCAGGGUCUCAGCAAUGCGACCCUGCUACAGAAGACAGCCAAGCCGGAUCUGCCGGGGCGUGUGUCCUUCAGCAAACCCAACAUGCACCACGAUGCAGACUCUAGCGACUGCGACAAUGACAAGCAGGAAACACGGCCCAGCAUCUCGGCUCCCGGCCCAAUAGCUCUGCCCAGCUUCCACAGCAAGGCGGAGCCCCCAGAUUCGGCUGGCCAGAAGAAAUCCGUGCACUUUGGCUCUACCGCAGCCGAGGGCGAAGUUCUGGCCGAGACGUACGAGUACCCCAAGUGCCCCUCGGAGAACUGCACCUGCAGUACGCGUUCCUCCUCCACCACCAGCAUGAAUGAGGCCUCUUCCGCUGAGGUCAAGUGUGCCUGCGACACCCCCAGCUGUCGCUUUAUGGAGUCCACUCCGCUUCUGGACAUGGCGCUUCCAUCUCCGCCCUCUCCCCCUCUGCUGGUUCCCCAAAAGUCCACCACGCCAGAGCUAAACGUCAUCAGGGAGUACAAGCAGGCAGUGGGGGUUCAGAUCGUAAGGAACCAUCUCGGUACGGACCGUUCACCCAAGCAUAUGGAGCCUUUGAACAACAUCGAGCCGCUUCCCAGCUAUCUGGACAAGUAUGCCCCAGUUCCAACACAGUCAGCGGCAGCGGCACCGGCCAAGGAGAAGCAGAACAAUCUAUCCGAGACCAAGAACCUGGCCACUAUUAUUCCAAAGGGCUCUCCGAAGAAUAACAGCACCCACAGUGCCUCCAGCCAGCAGUACACCAGUGCCAGCGGUCGGAACUUUGGGGCCGAAAACAACUUUCUCCCAGCGGUGCAGGAUGACCGACGAAAGUACGGCAACGGCAACAGCAACAGCAGCGCAGACUCGGUCAUUAACAACUACCUGAAGGUGGCAUCCACUCCGCCAUUUGUGGGAAAGAAGAAGGAGAAUGUAAAGCCCGCCAGUGCCGAGGCCAACAACAACAGAAUCAGCAAGUCGAAGCUCCCAAAGACAGGAAUACCCAUUAGCGCCUGUCCCGCUGGGAAGCUCAAGAAGGCGGUCAGUGUGGGGAGCCUGCGGGAGGAGCGCAAGCUCGGUGAAUACAAUCUGGACAAGGUGGACAGCUGGAUGAGCAUACAGGAGCAGAAGCAGGCUCGUGCCCAGUUCGAGGAGUUGCACAAGCAGAGACUGGAAGGGGAUGGUCUGGAAGAUGCCAAUGACAUCGAUAGUGGGUCACAGCUGUCCCUGAAGUCAAACGAAGACUCCAGGGACUCCACCUACGACGAGAUAGUGUCGGUGAUCAAGGAGAUCGAAGAGGACAAGAAGAGAGACAACUAUGCCGAACGUCUUCCCAACGACCUUAAGCUCAACCUAAAGUUGGAUUCGCGCUGCGAAACCGCCGAAACGGGGACUAUGAGUGAGGGACCUGUCCAGGAGAGCGGCGACAAGUACAAGGACAUCUUGGCCUAUCUGAACAAUGUGGAAAGUAGCUGUGACAAGACGCUGAUGGAAACACGGCGGUCCAUGCCGGAUAGCAAUCGUUCGGAGGUUGAGUUUGUGGUGGAACCCGACAUCACAGACGAAGUACCCAAGCUAUCGGAACUGUUGAUGCUGCCCAACCAUCAACUGGCCCGCCGUGUCAUUGGCCUGGGCCUGCGGGCCAAUGAGCUGGCCAAUGCCAUUCACCUGUCCAAGGAGCAUGUGCUGCAGUUGCGCGAGGAGAAGCAGAAGUCGCUGCGGGCCGAGAAGACAAACAAUGCCGGCAAGCUGCGCGACCAGAAGAAACACUACGAGGAGGUGGUGUCCCGGCAUCAGGGCUUUAUUGAGCAGCUUCUGAAGGAUAAGGGGUCGUUGUGCGAGAAGGUGGCUGCCCUGACGCGGCGCCUGGAGAGCCAGAACCAGGCCUGGGAACAUCGACUGGAGACGGAGCUGACGCGGGCCAAGGAGACUACACUGGCGGGCGAGAAGAUCCGACGCGAGCGCUGGGUCCGCGAGAACACCAAGAAGAUUAAGGAGCUGACGGUGAAGGGCCUGGAGGCGGAGAUCAACAAAAUGAACUGCGACCAUCAGCGCGAGGUCACGGAGCUGAAGCGAAGCCAUCAGAUGCAGUUGCUCGACGCUCUUGAGGAGGCGCGCCUGAAGCACGAGCAGAUCGAGACGGGCAUUCGGGAGAGCUGCACGCAGGAUCGCGAGUCCAUCAUCGAGAAGGAGCGCACUGCAAUACGAGAGCGCUUCGAGCGCCAGCUGCAGGAGGAGCAGAGGGCCCAAGCGGAUCAGCGCCAAAAGCUGAGCGAGGAGUUCGCCGCCGAACGGGAGCGGCUGCAGACGGAGCUGCGGCAGAAGGAGAGCGACUACCAGGCCAAGCGCCAGGAGGCGCAGCGCGAGCAGGACAUCGAGCUGGAACAGGCCAAGUUCGAGAUGCAGGAGAGGAUGGCAAAGCAGGAGGAGAAGUACCAGAACCGCAUCAACACCAUCGAGCAGCAGUACCUGUCCGACUUCGAGCUGUGGAAGGCGGAGUACGAGAACAAGUGCAAGUUGGACCAGGCCGAGAAGGAGAAUGCCAUCCGGCAGCACUAUCGGGCGGAGCGGGAUCGCCAGUUGGAUGAGCUGGUGGUGCGCAUGGAGGCCGACGCCCUGCAGAACGGCGAGGAGCACGAGCAGAAGAUCACCCGGCUCAAGGAAAAGUACGAGAAGGAUCUGACCUUGGCCGAGAGUGUGGAGAAGUCCCUGAGGGAGAAGUAUGCCGAGACGCGGAGCAAGUUGGCCGAGGCCGAUGCCCAGGUGCGCAACUCCCAGGCGGAGGUCCAGCAGCUCCAGCUGGAGCUCAGCCACAGCAAGAAAAUGUGCGGCGACAUCAUCGGAGAAAGAGACAAGCUCCGCGAAAACCUCAACGCGGACAUUCAGAGCGAGCUGAGCGUCCUCAGCGAGCGCCACAAGCAGGAAAUGGAGCAGCUCCAGAAACGGGUCCACCAUACCAUUCACCGACAGGAGGAAACCAUUGAGGUACUCAAGGGCGACAACGAUGGGCUGCGACAGCAGUGCCUCAAACUUAACGCUGUCAUUCGGCAGCAACGAAAGGACUAUUGCGUCAAGUAGAUAGCUAGGAUACGAGUACUAGUAGUAGAUAGCUUCAUAAACAUGAAUACUUCCAAAGAGUAAAAAGAUAACACUUAGAAAC